This is a messenger RNA of Protopterus annectens (West African lungfish), 1076 nucleotides long. RefSeq names its product peptidylprolyl isomerase H (gene PPIH). The record is from RefSeq and is a predicted model, not a curated record. Gene Ontology annotation, cellular component: intracellular membrane-bounded organelle. Bases 64 to 597 code for a protein of 177 amino acids. Gene Ontology annotation, molecular function: peptidyl-prolyl cis-trans isomerase activity. Lineage: Eukaryota; Metazoa; Chordata; Ceratodontiformes; Protopteridae. Gene Ontology annotation, biological process: protein peptidyl-prolyl isomerization; protein folding. The transcript has a single exon.
GUAUUAAACUAUGUUGUAGUGUGGCUUGGUGUUGAGUAUUUCUUGUGUCGGUUUCAGGCAAUAAUGGCGGUUCCUAUCUCUAACCCUACAAAUCCAAUUGUUUUCUUUGAUAUUACAAUCGGAGGACAGGAAGUAGGUCGAAUGAAAAUUGAACUAUUUGCUGACAUUGUGCCCAAAACGGCUGAAAACUUCCGUCAGUUUUGUACUGGAGAGUAUCGCAGAGAUGGUGUGCCGAUUGGUUACAAAGGCAGUACUUUCCACCGGGUAAUUAAAGACUUCAUGAUCCAAGGUGGCGAUUUUGUGAACGGGGAUGGUACUGGCGUGGCCAGUAUUUACAGAGGUCCGUUUGCUGAUGAGAAUUUCAAACUCAAGCACUCAGCACCUGGACUUCUCUCUAUGGCCAACAGCGGUCCCUGCACUAAUGGGUGCCAGUUUUUCAUUACAUGUGCCAAAUGUGAUUGGCUGGAUGGAAAGCAUGUGGUGUUUGGUAAGGUGAUAGAUGGUCUGCUGGUAAUGAGGAAGAUAGAGAACGUACCCACUGGUCCCAACAACAAACCGAAGCUGCCGGUGAUAAUUGCCCAGUGUGGAGAAAUGUAACGUGAUGUUUUAAAACAUGUGAUCACUAUGGUUGAAAAAGACUGGAGGUUAUUGCGAGAGCCAUUUCAGACUUUGCAGAAUGUCUAUCUAGACUGUGGUUAUAUAGGAAUACAAUUGAAUUACGGGACCACUCCGCGCUACACAUCAGCUUGAGUCGCAUGUGAUUUCUCGAGCGUCCAGAUGAGACUAUGUUAGAGUACAGCUUGGAAGUGCAGGUGCGUUUCCUUUGGACCUCGAUGGAGUUCCAGCAGGUGGUUUGCUGUGCAGAAAAUAGCCAGGUGUUCGUGCCCUUGAGUAUUUGGCUUUAAUACAGCCUGUCAUUCCGGAUUAGUAGCUGCUUAUGGUUUUGUUUUACUGAACAAACGGCAGAUAUCAUUGGCAGUAUGCGAAAACAGGACUGUUUAUAGUUUGUGUGCAAAAAUUGUCUACUAGUAUUUUGAUAGGCAUAUGAGAAACGCAUAAUAAAGAAGACCAAAAUA